This is a messenger RNA of Rodentolepis nana, 789 nucleotides long. The record is from the annotation of a GenBank genome assembly. Lineage: Eukaryota; Metazoa; Platyhelminthes; Cestoda; Cyclophyllidea; Hymenolepididae.
AUGAAUGCGCCCCCAGCUGGACAACGAGGUGGAUUCAGAGGAGGUUUUGGUGGACGAGGCCGCGGUCGCGGUGGUCGUCGUGGACGGGGUGGGCGUGGACGUCCUGGAAAGGAUGCUGAAUGGAAGCCCGUUACACUUCUUGGCCGAUUGGUAAAGGACAAGAAGAUCACCACUUUGGAGGAGAUCUAUAUGUACAGUCUUCCAAUUAAGGAAGCUGAAAUUGUCGAUACUAUCCUCGGGAAUCAAGCCCUUAAGGACGAAGUUCUCAAGAUCAUGCCUGUUCAGAAACAAACUUGUGCAGGUCAGCGCACUCGCUUUAAGGCUAUUGUUGCUAUGGGAGAUUACAAUGGACAUGUUGGUCUCGGAGUUAAGUGUGCCAAGGAAGUUGCCACGGCAAUCCGCGGUGCUAUUAUCCAAGCCAAGCUCUCUAUCAUCCCUGUUCGUAAAGGCUAUUGGGGUAACAAACUCGGUAAGCCUCACACUGUUCCAUGCAAAGUCACUGGCAAGUGUGGAUCUGUUUUGGUGCGUCUCAUUCCUGCUCCAAGAGGAACUGGUAUUGUUAGUGCUCCCGUUCCAAAGAAGCUUCUUUCUAUGGCUGGCAUUGAGGACGUCUACACUAGUGCUCGUGGUCAGACAUCCACACUUGGUAACUUCGCCAAGGCUACCUAUGAUGCUAUCCGUAAGACCUAUGAAUACCUCACCCCGGAUCUGUGGUCUGUCAAUUCCACCAUAAAACAUCCCUAUGUUGAACACGGAGCUUAUCUUCAAAGUAUGGCAAAAGCCAACUAA